UUUGAGCGCCCCCUGGGCGCUUAUUACGUCGAAUACGGUACGUCCCUAUACUGACGCGACCAAAACAUAGCGACGACCAAACGACCCACUUUCGGGAUUGCAACAUGAUCAGAAAGAAUGAUUCAUGUAUAACUCUGUGUUGCGACAACUAUCUGUAUAUACCAAUCGAUAUAUAAAAAAGGAUGUAUACUUUCCAUUCCACGUAUCAUUAACGAUGUCGACUGCAAACAUGAACCCGAAAAUCGAAAGCCGGUCCGCCAGCGCACCUGCUGAAGAAAGCAUCGGUGGAGCAACUUCUCUCAAGGAGGCGAAACAAAAAUAUGAAUACUUCUGGAAAAUUCACUCUCCUUACAGUCAGUGGUACCCAGUAAAUUUCAAAGUCGAUGGUCAGGAAUACAACUGUGCUGAGCAGUACAUGAUGUACCAGAAAGCAGUGCUGUUUGAUGAUAAGGAAAUUGCUACGGAAGUUCUCAAGUCAGAGGAUCCAAAAGAGCAGAAGUCCCUUGGUCGGAAAGUGAAGAACUGGGAUGAUGAAAAGUGGAACAAGAACUGCCACAGAAUUGUAGAAGAGGCAAAUGAAGCCAAGUUUGGUCAGAAUGGGCACCUGAAGAAACAGCUGUUUGCUACACACCCUAAGACUCUAGUGGAGGCCAGUCCGGUGGACACUAUAUGGGGGAUAGGCUAUGCAGAGGACCACAUCAACGCCUGGGAUGAGAGGAGUUGGAGGGGGACAAACUACUUGGGGCAUGCCUUAACAAGAGUGCGGGAGAAGUUGAUGAAAAAGGAGGGACUCAUAUGAUAGCAUGUAAUGAUAUUUUUUUGGGGGGGGGGGGUUGUUGUUUAAUGCCGCACUCAGCAAUAUUCCAGCUAUAUGACGGCAGUCUGCAAAUAAUCGAGUCUGGACCAGGCAAUCCAUUGAUUGAUAUCAUGAGCAUUGAUCCACACAAUUGGGAUCGAUGACAUGUAUUAACCAAGUCAGCGAGCCUGACCACCCGAUCCCGUUUGUCGCCUUUUACGACAAGCAUAGUCGCCUGUUACGGCAAGCAUGGGUUGCUGAAGACCUAUUCUACCCCGGAAUCUUCAGGGGUCGCAUGUAAUCAUAAGUUUUGCAGUAGUACCUCUGUGGUACAUGACCUCUUGUAGCCUCACGCUGUUCCAAGUAUGAGACUGGCCUGAGACCAUGGAACUUUUGCUUUACAAGAACUUUUGCUGUAGUACUUCUGCAGAAAAUGACUUCUCUUAGCCACAUGCUUGCUGCUCAAAAUAAGAGACCAACUUGAGGUCAUAAUGACCACGGUUACAAGAGCUUUUUGAAGUGUUCUCAGGUGUCCAAACUCAUGGCUUUUACCAAUAGGUAGACUAACAUUUAGCCCCAGAAAUAAAGUUAUCUUAUUUAAAAAUAUAGAUCUUCAAAAUGAAAAAUAAAAUACAAAUGAAGUCCAGAGACUGGGACGGGUAACUCGGGUACACGGGUCGGG
This is a messenger RNA of Haliotis rufescens (red abalone), 1478 nucleotides long. RefSeq names its product N-glycosidase Npun_R5314-like. NCBI's taxonomy places the organism in Eukaryota, Metazoa, Mollusca, Gastropoda, Lepetellida, Haliotidae. The record is from RefSeq and is a predicted model, not a curated record. The coding region runs from base 125 to 799 and encodes 224 amino acids. The transcript is spliced from 3 exons.